Messenger RNA from Anopheles cruzii, 2334 nucleotides. RefSeq names its product DNA repair protein XRCC1 (gene XRCC1). Gene Ontology annotation, cellular component: nucleus. Gene Ontology annotation, molecular function: damaged DNA binding. Lineage: Eukaryota; Metazoa; Arthropoda; Insecta; Diptera; Culicidae. Bases 73 to 2244 code for a protein of 723 amino acids. The record is from RefSeq and is a predicted model, not a curated record. The transcript is spliced from 5 exons. Gene Ontology annotation, biological process: base-excision repair; double-strand break repair via nonhomologous end joining; single strand break repair.
CGGAUUGCUUUUUACAGUACAGGAAUAAACGGGUUUUCGGUAGAAAUCGGUAAGAAAUUCUUAGAUCAAAGGAUGCCAGCAGUGAAUUUUAAAUCUAUCGAAAGCUUCAGCUCUGAAGAUCCGAACUUUCCGGCGACGAACCUGCUGAAGCCGGACAACAGAAAGUGGAAGUGCCGGGAAGCGGGAGAAAAGUGUGCGUUCGUUGUGAUCAGCCUAGACGAACCGGCCCAGCUCUGUGGCAUCGACAUCGGUAAUGAGCAUUCCGCAUUCAUCGAAGUGCUCGUGGCGCGCAGUGGUCCAAGCGUUCCGACCUUCAACGAACUGCUUCUGGCAACGAAAUUCAUGAACACAGUAGAAAGCCGCAAUUCGUCCUCGACCAAUCGGGUACAGUGCUUCACCGGAUCCAGCCUGCUCCCGACGGUAGCACAAGGCAAGUGGGACUUGGUGAAGGUUCUCUGCACACAACCGUUCAAUUCCCGCGUCAAGUAUGGCCUCACCUUUGUUACGCUGCACACCAGUGGCAAUGGCGAAAAGGGGGAGAAAAGCCUUGUCCCGGAAAAAUUCCAGCAAAAAAUUAGAGAAGAAUCCGGCAGCUCGAAAGGAUUGACCACAUUUGGGCGGUUUAAGUUGCGCGAAGAAUCACCCGACUCCGAUGAUGGUUCCAAAAACAUAUUUGCACGCUGGAAACAGAGAAGUGAAAUGGGCUCUUCCUCGACGACCGCAACAAACUCAGUGGCCGCAAUGCUGCGCGAUGCUAAAACACACGAAGCGAUGAAAAAGGACACCUCCUCGUUGGGACUGCCCAUCCGAUCGGUGGCUACUAUCCGGCCGAAACCCCAAAAGUUUGAUAGCAGCAGUGACGAUGAGGACAAGGGUAAUUCGAGUAACUCGAAAGUAAACAAACACAAUCGAAACGAUGCAUCCUUGCUGUAUGAUCCGGAAGAUAGUGAACCAAUGGAAAGCUUAGUAAAACAUCGAAUUCCGCAGCGCACCGUGCAGCAACCGGAUGUCAAUGCACGACCGCUUCAGAAAGGAGCCCAGGCAGACCAAAAGCCCUCAAAGUUGCACGAUGUGUCCUGCUCAAAGUUUAAAGAAUUCCUUGACAUCACAGGUCAAUCGAUGGAGCGCGAAUCGAAAAGACUCUCGAGCGUCAGCGAAUCGUUGCAACCAAAACUGGAAGUACGCGGUGCAAGUCCACGCAAUUCUUUUCCCAGCAAUGCUGGAAGAAAAUCAACCGAAAAUUCUGUUGCUACAACGUCCGCUUACGCUUACAACCGCAUGUCUCCGUUGCCCAUUGUUAGGCAGAGUGCUUCCGAAAAACGACCUCCAUCGCUCUCUGGCAAUGGGAAACAAACUUCACCACCUUCUAGCAAAAAAACCAAAUACGUUGCCAGGGAGACAAACCCGACCAGGGAGGAGAGUAAACGAGUAACCUACAAACCUUUCUAUAAGCUUCUCGAGGAUGUAGUCUUGGUUAUUAGCGGAAUACAGAAUCCAGACCGUGGAACCAUUCGAAGCCAAGCGUUGGCAAUGGGCGCAAAGUACAGACCGGAUUGGGAUUCGUCGUGUACGCACCUUAUCUGUGCCUAUAAAAACACUCCGAAGUACAAUCAGGUGCAAGGACAAGGAAAAAUUGUCAAAAAAGAAUGGAUCGAAAAGUGUUACUCCUCACGGCGCAAGCUUUCGUGGCGUAAAUUUGCUCUAGAUACGGCACAGGCCCAAAUGUCCGAUUCGGAAGAUGAGAUUGUGGACAUCACAUUGCGCCCACCUGAAGCGACAGCCCGCGAAGAUCGUAAUCACAGUCCCACCGAGGAACCGAUGGUACUGAGCGACUCGGAACCGAUGGUACUAAGCGACUCGGAACCUGAGCUCGAUGGGCAUGCAGAUGUGAAGGAACGAAAGAAAGAUGAUAAGCCCACAACUUGCCCCAUUCCGUAUGAAAUAAGCACCGAGGAAGAAAUGGGUUCAAACCACGAAGAUUCCAGGAAUGAUUUAGAUUUCUUCAACGGCAAAACGUUUUUCUUGGACAACGAUGUAGGGGCCGUGGAUACUAUGAAGCUGAAAAAGUACAUUCAGUCUUACAAAGGAGUUAUUUCAAACACCCCAAACAACGUGGAGUACAUAAUUUCCCGCAGAAAACGACCACUGCCGGCUACGAGUGGAGCACAGCUAGUGAAACCUCUGUGGAUAUUCGAAUGCAACGAAAUGGAAUGCCUCAUACCGGUCAACCGCUACUUACUGUAACUUCGCUGAUCGCAUCGUUGCUGGCCGAAAGUGUUAACGUUCUUGUUAAUUGUUACGCUAUGGUUUUAUUCCGAUUACAAAAUACAAUCA